This is a messenger RNA of Dromiciops gliroides (monito del monte), 970 nucleotides long. It is a transcript of the gene AP2S1, whose product is annotated as adaptor related protein complex 2 subunit sigma 1. Gene Ontology annotation, cellular component: membrane coat; intracellular membrane-bounded organelle; AP-2 adaptor complex. The record is from RefSeq and is a predicted model, not a curated record. Lineage: Eukaryota; Metazoa; Chordata; Mammalia; Microbiotheria; Microbiotheriidae. The transcript has 5 exons. The coding region runs from base 16 to 657 and encodes 213 amino acids. Gene Ontology annotation, molecular function: clathrin-cargo adaptor activity. Gene Ontology annotation, biological process: intracellular protein transport; clathrin-dependent endocytosis.
UGGGAAGAGUGGAGCAUGAUGGGAAGGGAGAGCCGGCGCUCCAGUGCCCAAGGCCUUGAACUACAAAUCCCAGCGGCCCUCGCGCGGAAGGGAGGUGUCGUACCGGAUGUCCGUUUCAGCUACGGCCGGGAGAGCUGCCUGAAGCCGCGGCUUUGGAAGUCACCCAGUCUCCGCGGGACCCCGGAGAUCGGGGAGAUCGGGGUGGGGGCUCGACCCCGAGGGAUCACCAUGAUCCGAUUCAUCCUCAUCCAGAACCGAGCAGGCAAGACCCGCCUGGCCAAGUGGUACAUGCAGUUUGAUGAUGAUGAGAAGCAGAAGCUGAUUGAGGAGGUCCACGCUGUCGUCACGGUCCGGGAUGCCAAGCACACCAAUUUUGUGGAGUUCCGCAACUUCAAGAUCAUUUAUCGCCGUUACGCGGGCCUCUACUUCUGCAUCUGUGUGGACGUCAAUGACAACAACCUGGCAUACCUGGAAGCCAUUCACAACUUCGUGGAGGUCUUAAAUGAAUAUUUCCACAAUGUCUGUGAACUGGACCUCGUCUUUAACUUCUACAAGGUUUAUACGGUGGUGGAUGAGAUGUUCCUGGCCGGGGAGAUCCGAGAGACGAGCCAGACAAAGGUGCUCAAACAGCUCUUGAUGCUGCAGUCCCUGGAGUGAGGGGCCCAGGCGGUCCCCAGCUGGACGACCCCCUUCCCCCCCAGCCCUGCCCCUGCCCCAUCCCCCAGCAGAUGCUCUGAGUUUACCGUCUGGGACGGCGGGACCACACCCUGGCCGGGAUCCGGAGAAGGGGAGUCCCCUGUGUGUGGUGCCAUACACCCCAUAACGCCGCCGCUGUUGUGGCAGUUGUGUUGUGAGCAUUUGAGCAAAUGUGCGUGUACGCGUGUGUGUGUGUGUCUGUGUGCGUGUGUGUGCCUGUGUGUACAUAUGUGUGUACCUGGAACUCCCAAUAAAGUUGUGGACCUGGCCUGCC